This is a messenger RNA of Clonostachys byssicola, 1290 nucleotides long. The record is from the annotation of a GenBank genome assembly. NCBI's taxonomy places the organism in Eukaryota, Fungi, Ascomycota, Sordariomycetes, Hypocreales, Bionectriaceae.
AUGGCCGCUUGCAGAAGGGUCUCGACCAGGCUUCUGGGCUCUUCAGCUCCUUUUGCUCCAAGACAACAGAUCAGACGGCUCAGCCUGCAUGAGUACCAGUCUCAAGACUUGUUAGAAAAAUUUGUGGCUCAUCUCUCACCACAGUAUGACGUUCCAGUAUCGUCGGGAAAGGUGGUGCGUACAGCCCAAGAUGCGAGAAAGGCGGCCGAAGAGCUGGGCGGUAAAUGUAUAAUUAGCCCUCAAAUUCUACACAGCCUCCAGAAGAAUGCUUCUAUGGCUCCAAUAUCUGUAGACACCCCAGACCAAGGGCAUCAAACGGCAUCCAAGAUGCUAGACAGUGGACCGCAUGGCAGUCAAUACCCUCCAGUGCAGCAAACUUACGUGUCUCAGGCACUCGAGGCUGCGGAGGAGUGGUCACUAGCGAUGACCAUUGACCGUGAAAACUAUUUCCCCGUCGUCCUGGUGAGCAAGACCAAGGGGACAGACGUGAACUCAGAAGUCACGUCCUUCCCAUUUGCCAUUUCACAAGGCAUUACUCCCGAACUCUUGUCGCGUGUAUCAAAACACAUAAUAAGAGACUCUCGGCCAUCACAAGCCUCAACCGAAAGCCUCGCCAAGAUCCUCAACGGCCUGUACAAAAUCUUCACAGAAAAGGACGGCACAAACCUGGAGAUCACACGGCUAGCACGCACCGCCACCGACGGCAGCUUCACCUGCCUCAGCACCGCCUUCACAUUCGACGCCGCCGCCGCCAAGCGCCAGCCGGAGCUCUUCGCGCUGCGCGACGUCAGCCAGGACGUCCCUGAGGAGAUUGAGGCGGCGCAGUACGGCAUCGUGUACGUGCGCAUGGACGGCAACAUUGGCAACGUGGUCAACGGCGCCGGGCUGGCGAUGGCGACCAACGACGCCAUUGGGCUGUAUGGGGGCAGGAGUGCGAAUUUCCUCGACGCGGGCGGGCAGGCUACCAAGGAGACGAUGCUGAAGGCUUUUGGGAUCAUCAUGCGCGAUCAGAGGGUGAGGACGAUUUUUGUUAAUAUUUACGGAGGCAAGUAUUUUGACUUAUGGCUUUCUUUUGCUGCAGGCAUCACGGAUGGUCGGAUGAUUGCCGAGUCCAUCAUUGGUGCCGCGACGGAGCUGGGGCCGAUCAAGGUACCUGUUGUGGUUCGAUUGCAGGGCACAAACUCUGUCGAGGGAUUGAAACUGCUCGAUGAGGCCAAGCUUGGGAUACACGUAGAGGCUGGUUUCGGAGAGGCAGCCAAGAUGGCUGUUCGGCUCGCAGCAGGUCAAUAG